Arachis stenosperma is the source of this 1177-nucleotide messenger RNA. RefSeq names its product probable carboxylesterase 1. Bases 20 to 991 code for a protein of 323 amino acids. The record is from RefSeq and is a predicted model, not a curated record. Gene Ontology annotation, molecular function: hydrolase activity. NCBI's taxonomy places the organism in Eukaryota, Viridiplantae, Streptophyta, Magnoliopsida, Fabales, Fabaceae. The transcript has a single exon.
AAACACACAACACACAACAAUGGCAACUGCACGGUGGAGCUCUAUUUCUCUAAGCACUGCAACAAUCAAGAAAAGGAGAGUGGAAGCUACAAUGGAAGAAAAGGAGGUGUCACUCGAGUUCCCCUUCUUCCGCGUCUACAAAGACGGUGGGGUGGAGUUACUCCAUUCCCCACCAGUAUUCUAUCCUCCCUCCGACGUUAAAGACACCGUCAUUUCUUCCGAUCAAUGUGCACCAGUCUCCGCUCGUAUCUUCCUCCCAAAAACACCCAACCGCAACAACAAACUCCCUGUCUUGCUCUUCUUCCAUGGCAGCGGCUUCUGCGCCAAUUCCGCCUUCACUGAGGAAUACAGUAACCACGUCGCUGCCAUUGCCAACGAAGCCAAGGUCCUUGCGAUCUCCGUAGAGUACGCUAAGUUCCCGGCCCGACCACCGCCCGAGUGCUACGAAGACGCCUGGAGAUCUCUCCAGUGGGUCGUGUCGCACGCGGACGGGGAUGGGCCAGAGCUCUGGCUUAACGACCUUGCUGACCUGCAGCGUGUUUUCAUCGCCGGAAGUGGCACCGGCGGUAACCUCUCGCACUGGGUGGCUAGCCUAGUGGGAAAAACCGUGUUACCGAGGCGUGUGAGUGUGGAGGGUGCGAUUCUGGUGCACCCUUUCUUUGGUGGAAUAGGGGACGAUGAUCAGUGGCUGUUCAUGUGCAAGGAGAAGAAUGGGCCGGAGGAUCCGAGGCUGAAGCCGAGGGCGGAGGAUUUACAGAGUCUUGGGUGUAAGAGGGUUUUGGUGUGUGUGGCGGAGAAGGAUCCUUUGCUGGUUGCCGGAAGGAACUACGUUACGGCGCUGAAGAAGAGUGGUUGGAGUGGAAGUGUUGAGCUCGUUGAGCAUCAGGGUUUGGGACAUUGCGAGCAUGUUUAUAAGCCUUAUGAAGACAAUUCUCGUCAGGUCUUGAAAAAGAUUGCUUCUUUUAUCAAUGAAAAGAAUUGCCGCUGUUAGCUUACUCAUGUUGAUGUGGGAGAAAUUGAAUUUAUGCUUGGGUUCUUUGUAGUUUUGAGACAUCCAGGUUCUAAUAAGUGAGUGUAGGUCUCACUCAAAAUGCUGUUGGGAAUAAGUAGUAUGACCAUAAUCUAAUCAAUCAUGUGUCAAAUAAUUUGUUAUUGUUAUUAUAUUAAAAUAUUAAUA